AUGGAUAUUGAAGACCAAGAGACUCGGUUUCGGCCACGAGCUGGCGAUCAAGAACAACAACCCAACAAGAAAGCAAACCAAGAGACAGAGAGCAACAAUGGAGGACUGUUUGCCAAGCUCAAGUUCCCAAAGCCAGAACCUUUAGACCAAGAACGCAAAUACCCAGCUCCUCCUGAAUUCACUCGAAUCUGUGAGGUCUGCAACAAGGGGUUUAGCUCAGGUAAGGCACUUGGAGGUCACAUGAGAAUGCAUGUUCAAGCAAACAGAGAACUGUUUCAGGCUCGCAAGAACAAGUUUCAAAAACCCACCAAGAUUCUGAAGCCCAACAAUUCUGAUGUUAGCAGCUCGAAUGGUGGUGGGGGUUUUGGGGUUGAAGGUAAUAGCAAUAGCAGCAUGAAGCCUGAUUGCUGUGUUUGCGGCAAGAACUUUCCGUCUAUGAAGUCUCUGUUUGGGCACAUGAGAUCACAUCCUGAGAGAGAAUGGAGGGGAAUUCAACCUCCUCCAACAAUAGCCAAGAACAGCUCGUCUUCUACUUUAUCAGAUGCUGUGCCUCAGAACAACAAUAAAGCUGAUGAUCAUCAGAUUGACUCUGCUGCUACUCCUGUUGGGUCCAAUAAUUCUGCUCCUGAUCUGUCCAAGACUCUGCCUGGUUGGUCUCUCACUGCUAGGAGAGGUAGGAAAAGCAUUGGCUCAUCAGGCAACUCUGAAUCUGUUUCGGGAUUGGAUUUGAGUCUCGGAGUUGAAGAGCAGAUGGAGGAAGCUGUUCACGAUCUUUUGAUGCUAGCUCAAUCCAAUCCCCGCUUCUAUGGAUUGUCAGAUAAGGGAAAAGGAGCUGAGAUGUGUGAGGCUACUAACAGCAAUUUCUUCAUCACCAACAAAAGCAACCAGGCUGAUUACAUCAAGGACAAAAACCAGGUAAUUGAUUAUGAGGGGACCUCAAAGAAGAGAAAAGGAACUGAGAUGUGCUUUCCAUCCAAGAACAUGAAAAGUGAGAAAAAAUGGUUUGAUGAAUAUGAUGGUGUGAAAGGGAAGGGUGUUGUGGGAAUUGGGUUUGGUCCAGAAAAGUCAUCAGUGAAGAAUUUCUUGAAGUUGGGACCAAUGGAGGACAACAAGAACAACAACAUUGAAGAGGAAUUAUCAGACAGUCAGAACUCUGAGAGCAUUGUGCUUGCCAGCAUGAAGAGGAGGAAGAGGAGAAAGAUGAAAUUGGUAGACUUGGAAGGAGUGGUUGGAGAGAUUAUUGGUGCUCAGGGUCAUCAUCAAAGUCUCCAUCAGAAGCUCAGAUACAAAUGCAGUCUUUGUGGCAAGUCUUUCCCAAGUCAUCAAGCAUUGGGUGGCCACAUGUCCAGCCAUAACAAGCUCAAGAACAACAACAACAACAACAUCAUCGUGAACCAUUCAUCUCUGGAUGAUCAAUCUGCCUCUGCUGAUGUGUCAGCUGCUGAAGGUGGGCAUAAUCUUGAUGAAGCACAAACAACCAUGGCACUUGAUCAAGAUCAUCAUGUGGCUGGUGCUGGCUCUGGCUCAGGAGCAGGAGGACUAGGAGCUCAUCAAGCUCAUCACCAAUGCAAAAUCUGCGACAAGAUUUUUCCAACAGGUCAGGCCUUAGGGGGUCACAAAAGGUGCCAUUGGACUGGGCCCACUGAGCAGCUGCUACUUCAGUCCAGUCAGGCAGCUUCACCAGGUGAAACAAGCCAAAACGCAGGUCGUAAAGUUCUCAACUUUGACCUCAAUGAGCUUCCAGCUAUGGAGUUUGAAGAAGGUACAGAUCAGUAUGGGGCAGCUGGCUAUGCAACUUCUUCUCACAAUUCAGUAACUUAG
Messenger RNA from Prunus mume (Japanese apricot), 1821 nucleotides. Its product is annotated as C2H2 type zinc finger transcription factor family. The record is from RefSeq and is a predicted model, not a curated record. NCBI's taxonomy places the organism in Eukaryota, Viridiplantae, Streptophyta, Magnoliopsida, Rosales, Rosaceae. Gene Ontology annotation, biological process: regulation of DNA-templated transcription. Gene Ontology annotation, molecular function: DNA-binding transcription factor activity; transcription cis-regulatory region binding. Gene Ontology annotation, cellular component: nucleus.